Dovyalis caffra is the source of this 321-nucleotide messenger RNA. NCBI's taxonomy places the organism in Eukaryota, Viridiplantae, Streptophyta, Magnoliopsida, Malpighiales, Salicaceae. The record is from the annotation of a GenBank genome assembly.
AUGGUCCAGACAGUUAACGAUGACAAUCCGGUGCAUGCUGAUCCAACUCUAAGUGGAGUGUUUAUUACUCCAACAUUAAUUAAUGGCAUAGGCGCUACUAGAAUUCUUGUCACUGCAGCUACUCUCAAGGGCACUCAAGUAGAGGUUAGUAGAACGAGCUAUGAUCUUCAAGCAAUGGGAGAUUUUGUGGAUUACAACAAUCAAGUUUCAAAACUGCAAGCAUUGGAGGGAAAAUCUAAGGCAUUGGACAAACAAUCAUCCUGCGGCCCCCAGAGGAAAGAAUGGCAAAAUAAUAAAGAAAUGACAAGCACCAAGAAGUAA